GGGAGGGGAGGGCGGUCAGGGUUCCAGGAGCCGCCCCUCCCUGCCGCUCGCCGCGCAGUAGGCGCUGCGGGCUGGAACCGCGGCCCGCGGCUGCCUGUCGGGGCCGGGUCUGGCCGAGCCUCGCGUCCCCGUGCAGUGCGCCGGGUCUCUGGGAGAUGGCUUCUCCGCUCUCGCCGGCUAUUGUCUCUCCCGGGGUUGCCUGACUCCGCGGGCCCGCGCACGCUCUCGGCCGAGAGGGCUUCCCCGCCAGCGAGCUGGUGCUCGCGCCCUCUCCUGCCUCUCCGCUGGCCCGGGGACCGGGGGGCCGGCGCCCGCCGCGUGCAGCGGGGAGAGGGGAGCGGCCCGGGGGGAGGCGGUGCGCGGCCGGCUCGCGCGGGUGCCGGAGCCGCCCGGAGCCGCGGAGCCAGCAGCCCAGGUCGCCGAGCCCACGACACAUCGGGUCUUGCAGGAAACCCGCAGUGAGCACAGACUCUGAUGGGUUGGCCCCACCCAGCUGGUGAGUCCUUGAGGAGUCUGGACCGGAGCCGUGAGGUGGAGCAGCACUGCCUCUCAUCUCUCCCCCCAGUUGAGUCCUCCAGGCAGAGCAGGACCUUGUUGGCUAGAAGCUUGAUCAUGUUUAUGUGCUGAAGAGAGAGACCCAGUUAAGGAGAAGAGAUGAAGAUACAGUAGAGGGAUGGGAAGGAAGUUCGAGGAGCUUCAUCCCAGAGGAGACCCAGUGGGUGGGGCAAGCGCCCAGGAGGCUUAUCCCUCAGCGGGAGGCGGGGACCUGCUUGCCCUGAGACCGAAAGGUGAAAGUGAGGCCAAAUGCAAGUGUGGGUGCCCGGACACCAUGCCACAACCCUGCAGACCUGACAUUGCCAGCAAGUAGAAGACUUUCUUGUCUCCUCUGUCCCCCAUCCUCACCAUGUCUUCAACUCAGGGCAACGGGGAACACUGGAAGUCCUUGGAGUCGGUGGGCAUCAGCCGCAAAGAGCUGGCCAUGGCCGAAGCCCUGCAGAUGGAGUAUGAUGCUCUGUCCCGGCUUCGGCAUGACAAGGAGGAAAGCAGAGUCAAGCAGAACGCAGACCCCUCUCUCAUCAGCUGGGAUGAGCCUGUCCUAGACUUCUACAGCAAGCCAGCAGGAAGGCGGAAGGACCUCAAGCUCUUACGCGGUCUUUCUGGCUCUGAUCCUACCCUCAAUUACAACUCGCUCUCCCCACAGGAAGGGCUGCCCAACCACUCUACCUCCCAGGGCUCCCCGCGUGGUCCAGAUCCCUGGCCCAAAGGCUCCCUGGCUGGAGACUAUCUCUACAUUUUUGGUGGUUCAGAUGUGGGGCUCUCUUUGUCCCCAGGGCUGGGGGACACAGACGACUCUUCUAAGAAACUGUCCCCACCUCCUUUGCCUCCCCGAGUGUCUAUCUGGGACACUCCUCCCCUGCCUCCCAGAAAGGGGUCCCCCUCCUCCUCCAAGAUCUCCCAGCCCAAUGACAUCAACACUUUUUCUUUGGUCGAACAACCUCCAGGUAAAUUGCUGGGGCAUCGGAUCCUAGAAGAGGGAGAGGAGCCGGGAGGCGGGGGUCCAGGGCGUCUCCUGGGGUCCAUGGACUACGAUGGUAUCAAUGAUGCUAUUACGCGGCUCAACUUGAAGUCAACCUAUGAUGCAGAGAUCCUGCGGGACGCCACCAGGGGCUGGAAGGAGGGCUGGGGGCCCCUGGACUUUGGCAAGGACACUCCUGGAAAACCCGUGGCCCGGAGCAAGACCAUGCCUCCUCAGGUGCCCCCCCGCACCUAUACCUCCUGCUACGCCAAUCGGAAAAAUUCGACAGCUGGCAAGAACCGCCGGAUUUCUGCAGCUCCGCCUGGUGCAGGGGCUCAUCCCUCCGGGAGGGGGGGCCCUUUGGGCCCUCGGCCGGUACCACCGCCCCGCCUUCGCCGGGCCUCCAGCCGGAAGGAUCCUCCUUAUCCCAGGCCUGCGGAGCCAGCUGAGGAAAUGGUUGGCUCCAGAUGCCAGCCUGGUACCCCUGCUGCCAGCCUCUGCCCCGCAGACUCCCCCAGCCAGCGUCGGGCGAUGCCACCAGGGCCUGCCAGCAGGGCACACGUGGGCUCCCGGCCCCACGCCGUCUCCAAUGGCCAUGAGUUGUUUGAGGUCUCAGAGGAGAGAGAUGAGGAAGUUGCUGCAUUUUGCCACAUGCUGGAUAUCCUCCGAUCUGGCUCUGGCGUCCAAAACUACUCCCUCACCGGGUAUGUCUGGAGCGCUGUCACUCCAAGCCCCGAGCACCUCGGGGAUGAGGUUAACCUGAAGGUUACCGUGUUGUGUGACAGCCUGCGGGAGCCACUCACUUUUACCUGCAACUGUUCUUCCACUGUAGACUUGCUUAUCUACCAGACCCUGUGCUACACCCAUGAUGAACUGCGGGAUGUGGAUGUGGGUGACUUCGUGCUGAAACCCUGUGGGCUGGAGGAGUUCCUGCAGAACAAGCACGCCCUGGGCAGCCACGAGUAUAUUCAAUACUGUCGAAAGUUUGACAUCGACAUUCGGCUACAGCUGAUGGAGCAGAAAGCUGUACGCAGUGACCUGGCCCGGACGGUGAAUGAUGACCAGAGCCCCUCCACCCUGAACUACCUCGUCCACCUGCAGGAGAGGCCAGUCAAGCAGACCAUCAGCAGGCAGGCCCUGAGUCUUCUGUUCGACACUUACCACAAUGAGGUGGAUGCCUUCCUGUUGGCUGAUGCGGACUUUCCAUUGAAGGCCGAAAGGGUGGUCCAGUCCGUCAAGGCCAUCUGCAACGCCCUAGCUGCUGUGGAAACCCCCGAGAUCACCAACGCUCUCAACCAGCUGCCCCCCUGCCCUUCCCGAAUGAAACCUAAAAUUCCGAAGGAUCCCACCGUCUUGGCUGUGCUGGAAAACCGAGAGAAGGUUGUGGAAGCCCUGACAGCUGCCAUCUUGGACCUGGUGGAGCUGUACUGCAACACAUUCAAUGCAGACUUCCAGACGGCAGUGCAUGGGAGCCACAAGCAUGAUCUGGUCCAGGAGGCCUGCCAUUUUUCUGGGCCCCUGGCCUUUACAGUCUAUGCCACACACCGCAUCCCCAUCAUCUGGGCUACCAGCUAUGAAGAGUUCUACCUCUCCUGCUCCCUCAGCCAUGGCGGCAAGGAGCUGUGCAGCCCCCUGCAGACCCGAAGGGUUCACCUCUCCAAGUACCUCUUCCACCUCAUCAUCUGGGACCAGCAGAUCUGCUUCCCGGUGCAGGUGAACCGAUUGCCUCGGGAGACCCUGCUGUGUGCCACUCUCUAUGCUGUGCCCAUCCCCCCACCCGGGAGCUCCUCGGAGGCCAAUAAGCAGCGGCGGGUGCCCGAAGCCCUGGGCUGGGUCACUGCUCCACUCUUCAACUUCAGGCAAGUCCUGACCUGUGGCCGGAAGCUUCUGGGCUUAUGGCCAGCAACGCAGGAAAGCCCCAGUGCCCGUUGGAGUGCACCUAAUUUCCAUCAGCCAGAUAGCGUCAUCUUGCAGGUUGACUUUCCCACCUCGGCCUUUGACAUCAAGUUUACCAGCCCUGCUGGAGACAAGUUCAGCCCCCGCUAUGAGUUUGGCAGCCUCCUGGAGGGAGACCAACACGUGCUUAAAAACAUCAUGCAGAAGGAGUCCCUGUACUGGCUCACUGAUGCUGACAAAAAGCGCCUGUGGGAGAAGCGCUAUUAUUGCCACUCGGAGGUGAGCUCACUCCCCCUGGUGCUCGCGAGUGCCCCCAGCUGGGAGUGGGCUUGCCUGCCCGACGUCUAUGCUCUCCUGAAGCAGUGGACCCACAUGAACCACCAGGAUGCCCUGGGGCUCCUGCAUGCCACGUUCCCAGACCAGGAGGUGCGUCGUAUGGCUGUCCAGUGGAUCGGCUCCCUCUCCGAUGCCGAGCUGCUCGAUUACCUGCCCCAGCUCGUGCAGGCCUUAAAGUAUGAGUGCUACCUGGACAGCCCCUUGGUGCGCUUCCUCCUGAAACGAGCUGUCUCCGACUUGAGAGUGACUCACUAUUUCUUCUGGUUGCUGAAAGACAGCCUCAAGGACUCUCAGUUCAGCAUCCGCUACCAGUAUCUGCUGGCGGCCUUGUUGUGUUGCUGUGGCAAGGGGCUGAGAGAGGAGUUUAACCGCCAGUGCUGGCUUGUCAAUACCUUGGCUAAGCUGGCCCAGCAGGUCCGGGAGGCUGCUCCGUCUGCAAGGCAGGGGAUUCUCCGCGUGGGCCUGGAGGAGGUGGGGCAGUUUUUUGCCCUCAACGGCUCCUGCCGCCUGCCUCUUAGCCCCAGCCUGCUCGUUAAGGGCAUCGUGCCCAGGGACUGUUCCUACUUCAACUCCAAUGCGGUCCCCCUCAAGCUCUCCUUCCAAAAUGUGGAUCCACUGGGUGAGACCAUCCGUGUCAUCUUCAAGUGCGGGGACGACCUUCGCCAGGACAUGCUGACCCUGCAGAUGAUUCGCAUCAUGAGCAAGAUCUGGGUCCAGGAGGGGCUGGACAUGCGCAUGGUCAUCUUCCGCUGCUUCUCCACUGGCCGGGGGAGAGGGAUGGUCGAGGUGAUCCCCAACUCCGAGACCCUGCGCAAGAUCCAGGUGGAGCACGGGGUGACCGGCUCCUUCAAGGACCGGCCCCUCGCUGACUGGCUGCAGAAGCACAACCCUGGGGAGGACGAAUACGAGAAGGCUGUAGAGAACUUCAUCUAUUCCUGUGCUGGCUGCUGUGUGGCCACAUACGUCUUGGGCAUCUGUGACCGACAUAAUGACAACAUCAUGCUGAAGACGACUGGCCACAUGUUCCACAUAGAUUUUGGCCGCUUCCUGGGCCACGCCCAGAUGUUCGGCAACAUCAAACGGGACCGUGCCCCCUUUGUCUUCACCUCGGACAUGGCGUAUGUCAUCAACGGGGGUGACAAGCCUUCCAGCCGCUUCCAUGAUUUUGUUGACCUUUGCUGCCAAGCCUACAACCUCAUUCGCAAGCACACCCACCUCUUCCUCAACCUUCUGGGCCUGAUGUUGUCCUGUGGAAUCCCUGAGCUCUCAGACCUGGAAGACCUCAAGUACGUGUAUGAUGCUCUGAGGCCUCAGGACACAGAGGCCAAUGCCACUACCUACUUCACCAGGUUGAUUGAGUCCAGCCUCGGCAGUGUAGCCACAAAGCUUAAUUUUUUCAUUCAUAACCUGGCUCAGAUGAAGUUCACAGCCUCAGACGACCGGCUGACCCUUUCCUUUGCUCCCCGAACACACACUCUCAAGAGCUCUGGCCGCAUCAGCGAUGUGUUUCUCUGCCGCCAUGAGAAGAUCUUCCACCCCAGCAAGGGCUAUAUUUAUGUGGUAAAGGUGAUGCGAGAGAAUGCUCACGAGGCCACUUACAUCCAGCGGACGUUUGAGGAGUUCCAGGAGUUACACAAUAAGCUGCGGCUGCUCUUCCCUUCUUCCCUCUUGCCCAGCUUCCCCAGUCGCUUCGUGAUUGGCCGCUCUCGGGGAGAGGCGGUGGCGGAGCGGCGGAGGGAGGAGUUAAAUGGCUACAUCUGGCACUUGAUGAACACAGCCCCUGAGGUGGCCGAGUGUGAUUUAGUGUACACCUUCUUCCACCCACUGCCCCGGGAUGAGAAGGCUGCGGGCACCAGCCUGGCUCCCAAGUCCUCAGACACAUGGGCCCGGCCAGUCGGGAAGGUUGGGGGAGAGGUGAAGCUGUCCAUCUCCUACAAAAACAAUAAACUCUUCAUUAUGGUGAUGCAUAUUCGGGGCUUGCAACUGCUCCAGGAUGGGAAUGAUCCCGACCCCUAUGUGAAGAUUUACCUCCUUCCUGACCCUCAGAAAACCACUAAGAAGAAAACCAAAGUGGCCCGGAAAACCUGCAACCCCACCUACAAUGAGAUGCUGGUGUAUGAUGGAAUCCCCAAGGGAGACCUGCAGCAGCGGGAGCUGCAGCUGAGCGUGCUGAGUGAGCAAGGAUUCUGGGAGAAUGUUCUCCUCGGGGAGGUGCACAUCCGCCUGCGAGAGCUGGACCUGGCCCAGGAGAAGACCGGCUGGUUUGCACUGGGAUCUCGAAGUCAUGAGACCUUAUGAGCCCAGCAGAGCCCUGGCCCAGGACCCCAGGCUCAUGGCAGAGCCGGGGGGGGAGAGGACUCUCCCUGCUCGACUCGUCCCUUCCUUGUGUAGGGGCAGGGCCCUUGGCGGGCCUCCCCGCUGUCCCGGCGGAUCGGGCCUCCGUGGUCGGAGGCAAGGAGAGUAAAGGUGCUCUCUGCUGUCCCCUCCUCUGCAGACUGCAUCUGGGUUGGUUGUGAUGCGCAGCCCCUUGGAGGCUGUGAGGUUGCAGCGAAGUUUUAAGUUUACCUUGUGUCAAGGGAGCAAUGCCUGGUUUGAGGUGUGUGGGGUGGGCUGUACAAGUAGCAUUUGGGGUGGGGGGGGGCAGGGUGGGUGUUUAUUUUUAUUUUUAAAAAAUGAAAUAGUAACGUUGUCCUACCUGGACAGGAAGCCUUGUGAGAAGGGACUUACAUGUGCCUCAGAAGGCAAAAGAGGAAGACUAUUUGAACUUUUUGUAUGAUUAAGGUUCUUAUUGGACUUUUCCCUAAAUUUUUGUGUGUUGUUUUUGUGUUUCUGUCUAUAGGAAUUAUGUGGGAAGGGGCCCGGUGGGCCCUCGGUUAGCGCCCUCCGUCUCUCUGAGGCAGGUCGGGAGGGAUGGGGGGGCUGUAUGUGCUGGACCGAGGCCUGUGCCACUGGGCCUUUCUGAUUUUGCCUCCAAAGGAGAGCAAUGUGAUACCUACGUGUGUAAGGAAGGGCCUUCCAUAAGGGGUUCUGCAGAGGACCUGUGUUCAGGGACCCAGGCUCUUUGAGGGGAGUUCCUCCUCUCGUCUUCCCCUACUUUGCUAGGACUUGCCCUGAAUACUGUCUUCUCCCCCUCCAUUCAGCUCUCUGGGGACCAUCUGGUCCCUGUGAAUACGCUGGGGUGCUCCCCCAUAGGACUCUCCCUUCAUUUCUCUCUGGUGGGGUAAGCUGCUGCUUUGGCCCUUAGGUUUGGUUCCAUCCUGGGGCGUCUUGGCCCUAGGGCGGGGCCUCGAGGCUGCAGGUGCCGGCGCGGCUGCCUGCUGGCUGGCUCCUGGGAAGCUUUCCUCAUCGCCCGCCACUCCUUUCCUUUUGCUGCUUCUCUCCCAAACUCCGUUUCUGUCACUUUUUUUAAAAAAUAAGGAUUUCUCUCCUUCUAUGGGGCCAUAAACCUACUUAGUCUGGAGCCAAAGGGAUACCCUAACUGAACAAAAGGGGUGCAGGUGGGGGGUCCCGUCAAAACUGCUGUUUUUUUCCAGUGAUUUUCUUUAGGAGGCUGGACUGAGCUGAGCUGGAAGGGAGAGGCUGGGUCUCUGAUCUCUUCUUACUCUUCAUUCCCUACCGAAUGGAUUUGAAAUUCACUCAUGCGCUUUACUCCAAAGGGUUGUCUUCCUUGAAAAAAGAGGGAGAGACUUUGAAUUUGAUAGUAACUUUUUAAAUUGGCUGGCUGUGCCUGGUGACUGGGGAGAGGAGUUACAUGGGGAUACUCUGUGGACUGUCCCUCUCCAGCUCCAAGGAUCAGAAAUUCCCCCUUUUGCUGACUCAUUCCAUACCUGGAGAAAGAAGCUCCAUUCAUUGUAACCACAGAGCAGCAAGGAAGUUUAAACCUUUAAGUUAAAAAUGCCAAGGAUAAAGCUGGCUGCUGUGGGCAGGGGUUAGGGGAGUGGGGAACAGAGGUGGAACUUCUCCAGAUGAAUGGACCAGAGAUGUGUUACUGGCUUUUUUUGCCUGUAGCUCAUUUUACUUUGACCCUCUAUACCCCUGAUUUAAAGAGGUCUGUGUACUGUACCCACUUCCCAGAUGUCCCUUAUCUCCUACUUUCUCUGGAAUUGUAUUUUCUAAUAAAUGAUGUUUAG
Hippopotamus amphibius kiboko is the source of this 7878-nucleotide messenger RNA. RefSeq names its product phosphatidylinositol-4-phosphate 3-kinase catalytic subunit type 2 beta (gene PIK3C2B). The record is from RefSeq and is a predicted model, not a curated record. The transcript is spliced from 36 exons. Gene Ontology annotation, molecular function: 1-phosphatidylinositol-3-kinase activity; 1-phosphatidylinositol-4-phosphate 3-kinase activity; phosphatidylinositol binding. Gene Ontology annotation, cellular component: plasma membrane; cytoplasm; phosphatidylinositol 3-kinase complex. NCBI's taxonomy places the organism in Eukaryota, Metazoa, Chordata, Mammalia, Artiodactyla, Hippopotamidae. The coding region runs from base 905 to 6046 and encodes 1713 amino acids. Gene Ontology annotation, biological process: phosphatidylinositol-3-phosphate biosynthetic process; phosphatidylinositol-mediated signaling; phosphatidylinositol 3-kinase/protein kinase B signal transduction.